AUGGCGUCGUUUAACCUUGCAUCGUAUCGUGUCAGUGCUGAAGAUGCUCAGACACCACAAAUCAGCAACAAGAAAGCUGGCAGGACAGCAGUCAAGCAACAAAGUUCACCCGCACCGACAGUCCCUGCACAGAAGGAGAUACCCUACUCCAUCCAAGUAUCCAAAACACGCCGAAAGUAUGAUUGUCCGUACCACAUGCCCAUUGUAGAUCUCCACACACAAGGCACCUCCGCGAGCGAGAUGUCACCUAUGGAGAGGUUCUUGAGUGCUGCACACUCGGAGCAUCCGGUGGCGCUGUCGGAUGCCCCGCGUGUGACGCGCAACAAAACCGCCGAGAUCCAAGCAACUUUCCACACCAACGUCUUCGCGCACGUCGCCGUCACCCAAGCUGUCCUGCCCUACCUGCGCGCCCAGAAGAGCGGCACCAUCGCCUUCAUGGAAAGCAUUGCCGGCUGGGAGGGCGGAGCCGCCUGCGAAGUCGCGUCGUUCGGCAUCAAAGUCACUGUCGUAGAGCCCGGCUACUUCCGCACCAACUUUCUCGCCUCUGGCUCCAAGUCCCUCGCGAAGAAUCCCAUUGCUGACUACGACUUUGUCCUUGCAACGAUCAAGGGCAUAUUCCAGACCUUCAAUGGCAACCAGCCCGGCGACUCAGUCAAGGGCGCGCAGCCCAUUGUCGAGGCGCUGAAUUGCACGGGCCGGGAGGAGGGUCGCGAGUUGCCCCGGAGGUGGUUGAUUGGACCCGAUGCCGUGGGCUUUGUAACUGGCGUCAUUGAGAAAGAGACAAAGAGCAUCGAGGCGUGGAAGGACCUCUCUGCCACUACCAAUCUCGAUCAGUUGGCUUAA
This is a messenger RNA of Paraphaeosphaeria sporulosa, 843 nucleotides long. RefSeq lists its product as uncharacterized. The coding region runs from base 1 to 843 and encodes 280 amino acids. Lineage: Eukaryota; Fungi; Ascomycota; Dothideomycetes; Pleosporales; Didymosphaeriaceae. The record is from RefSeq and is a predicted model, not a curated record. The transcript has 5 exons.